AUUGAACACCUGAUCCACUGAUACAAACCCUGCCGGGUAGUUUUUCCCCAUUUAGUAGUAAUCGGGCGGUCGAUGCGGAUGAACUUAAAGUUUUACAAUUAACGGCAGCAGUGCACCUAAAAAGCUGUAGUAGUAAAAUCAAAACGACGCGUAAAUACAAUGUGGCUCUUGUUUUUGCUCGCAGCGGUUUUGUGUUUGGCGUGGGGGAUCUAUCGAAGGUUUGCAAGAACUUUGGAGGUGUCCGGCCAGUAUACGGGACCACCGGCGUUACCGAUUCUGGGCAAUGGACUGUGGUUCCUCAACAAGCAGCCCGAUGAGUUUCUUUCAAUUAUUCAGCGCCUAACAGAUGAAUACAGCGAUGUGUUCCGUUUUUGGCAAGGACCCGAGUUCACAUUGUACGUUGGCAGACCAUCCAUGAUCGAAACCAUCCUGACCAACAAAAACUUGACGAACAAAUCGGGUGAAUAUGGCUACCUUUCGAACUGGUUAGGUGACGGUUUGCUGCUCAGUAAACGGAAUAAAUGGCACGCUCGACGAAAAGCGAUCACUCCAGCGUUUCACUUCAAGAUACUCGAACAGUUUGUCGACGUAUUCGAUCGCAAUGCCGCUGAACUGGUGGACGUUCUAGGAAAGCAUGCCGACAGUGGUAAAACGUUCGAUAUUUUUCCAUACGUGCUGUUGUACGCUCUGGAUGUUAUAUGUGAAAGCGCAAUGGGGACAUCAGUGAACGCUCUCCGCAAUGCCGAUUCUGAAUAUGUUCUGGCAGUCAAAGAGGCAGCAAACGUAUCGAUCAGGCGCAUGUUCGACUUCGUACGCCGAACGCCAAUGUUUUAUUUAACCCCCAGCUACCAAAGGCUAAGAAAAGCACUAAAAGUUCUUCAUGGAUACACGGAUAACGUCAUUAAAUUCCGUAGGAGAGAACUUACGAACAAAACCCAUGAUAAACGUACAGAUUCAGAUGAUUUUGGAUCAAGAAGAAAAGAUGCAUUCCUCGAUAUGCUCCUACAAACAAGUAUCAAUGGCAAACCGUUGACCGAUUUGGAAAUCCGAGAAGAAGUGGAUACUUUCAUGUUUGAAGGACACGACACGACGGCUUCGGCGGUGGUCUUCACCCUUUUCAAUAUUGCCAAGCACCCCGCGAUACAACAAAAAGUGUACGACGAGAUUGAGUCGAUUUUAGGAAAGGACCCUUUGAAACCAAUUGCGUUAUCGGAUUUGCAUGAUCUUUCCUAUCUGGAGAUGGUAAUCAAGGAAACACUCAGGCUGUACCCAUCGGUACCAUUGAUUGGUCGGAGGUGCGUUGAAGAGACCACCAUUGAAGGGAAAACUGUACCGGCCGGUGCCAAUAUUAUCAUCGGUGUCUUCUUCAUGGGUCGGGAUCCCAACUAUUUCGAAAAUCCACUGGAGUUUAUUCCAGAACGGUUUUCCGGGGAAACAUCAGUGGAAAAGUUUAACCCGUACAAAUACAUCCCGUUCAGUGCCGGUCCCCGAAACUGUAUUGGUCAGAAGUUCGCUCUCAACGAAAUGAAAAGUGUGAUAUCGAAACUUUUACGCCACUAUGAAUUCAUCCUACCGGCUGGCAAUACCAACGAACCUCUGCUCGCAUCUGAGUUGAUUCUGAAACCCCACCACGGAGUUCCACUACAGAUCAGACGCAGAGGUCUCUUGCCCUUUAAGGACCAACAUUCCUGAAAAGGCUUAUGUACCAUGGGCCUUUGCUCUUGUUGAUAUAUGUAUAAGUAGAAUUCAAAAAUAAAUAAAGAAUACAACCGAAUCACCGUGCUGAUUUAACUAAUUAA
Messenger RNA from Armigeres subalbatus, 1799 nucleotides. Its product is annotated as cytochrome P450 4d1-like. Lineage: Eukaryota; Metazoa; Arthropoda; Insecta; Diptera; Culicidae. The transcript has 5 exons. The coding region runs from base 160 to 1692 and encodes 510 amino acids. Gene Ontology annotation, molecular function: monooxygenase activity; iron ion binding; oxidoreductase activity, acting on paired donors, with incorporation or reduction of molecular oxygen. The record is from RefSeq and is a predicted model, not a curated record.